AUGCAGGACGAUGUGGAGAUCGAUCGAAUUCGUCAGAAGGCUCGCAACAUGACUAAAAACUUCUUGGAUGACGUCGAUUCCGCUCGAGCCAGAGCCAAAGAGCGAGAUGAAGCAACAAUCAAGUACAUUGACGAUCUUCUGGUAAGCGGCGAUAUCGAUGCAUGCGGUUAUAAAUGUAUGAGGGCAAACGACUGUCGGCUCGCCAUAACAGCCAGUCGGAAUGCAAAGCUGUGCAGCUUUGAUUCGAAAAUUCCUCACAUACACCCUGCCUUGACAUCAUUCCGUGGUUCUACUUCAAAAAUUCUCGACUCGUUGCGUGUGAACCGGUUCGCUCGCCCCUUGCGCCUAGGGCAUGUUCGUGGCUAUCGAAGCGAGCAAAACGCCAUCGGCCCAGGAGGACGUGAAAACAUGUACCGUCCGGACGUGGAUAGAGUGGGUUCUCAGUUGGGUCCGACUACAAUCAAAUCACAUGCAAGUUCCGUUGGUAUCCUCCUUAUUUCAAACGCCUUUCGCAGAUGCACAUCCGGCACCGACCAAGCCGUCUUGAGCGUCUCGGACGCCAGUCAGUUGCAGGCUGUCUCGAUUGAUGGAGCUUUUCAGAGCCUACUUGACAUAGCAACAGGGCUUGAGACUGCGUUGCUUGUCUCUCGGUGA
Molecule: messenger RNA, 654 nt
Organism: Protopolystoma xenopodis
Lineage: Eukaryota; Metazoa; Platyhelminthes; Monogenea; Polystomatidea; Polystomatidae
Source: the annotation of a GenBank genome assembly